Lolium perenne is the source of this 1307-nucleotide messenger RNA. RefSeq names its product epoxide hydrolase 3. Lineage: Eukaryota; Viridiplantae; Streptophyta; Magnoliopsida; Poales; Poaceae. The record is from RefSeq and is a predicted model, not a curated record. Gene Ontology annotation, molecular function: catalytic activity.
AAGAGCGCGCACGCUGGCUCGGCGCGCGAGUCAAAGAUUUGAUUUGGAGUAAAAUCAACCUUUUCUUCUUCACAAACGAGAAGAAAGAGGGCGAGAAGCAGAGCACUGCGCACGGUGGCCCGGCGAGUCGACCCAAGCAUGGAGUCCGUCGACGCAGGCGGCGAGGUGAGGCACUGGAGCGCGGAAGUCAACGGCAUCUCCCUCCACGUCGCGGAGCAGGGCCCCGCCGCCGGCCCGGCGGUGCUCCUCCUCCACGGCUUCCCGGAGCUGUGGCUCUCGUGGCGCCACCAGAUGGCCGCCCUCGCGGCCCGCGGCUUCCGCGCCCUCGCCCCCGACCUCCGCGGCUACGGUGACUCCUCUGCCCCCACGGACCCCGCCGCCUACACCGUUAUCCACCUCGUCGGCGACGCUGUGGCGCUCCUCGACCACCUCCGUCUCCCCAAGGUGUUUGUGGUGGGCCACGACUUGGGAGCGCAGGUGGCGUGGCAUCUCUGCCUGCUCCGGCCGGACCGCGUGCGCGCCGUCGUCGUCCUCGGGGUGCCCUACUUCCCACGUGCCCCUCGCCCGACGACGGAGAUCUUCGCGGCCCUCGACGAUGGGUUCUACAUCACGCAGUUCCAGGAGCCUGGAAGGGCUGAAAAGGCAUUCGCCCGCUAUGACGUCGCGACUGUCCUAAAGAAGUUCUACUCAAUUGAAUUAGACAGCAUCACCGCUCCUCCUGGAGUAGAGAUCAUAGACUUCUUACAGGCAUCAGCAUCAUCCCCACUUCCUUGGAUGACUGACGAAGAACUAGGCCAGUACGCCGAGAAGUUUCAGAAGUCUGGUUUCACCGGGCCGCUCAACUACUACCGCAUGAUGGACACGAACUGGAGGCUCACUGCGCCAUGGCAUGGCGCGAAGAUCACGGUGCCUGCGAAGUUCAUCGCGGGCGACAAGGACACCGGCUUCGAGUCCUUUGGAACCAAGCGCUACGUCGAGAGCGGGGGUUUGAAGUCCAAUGUUCCAGACCUUGAGGUUGCCAUCAUCAAAGGACACCACUACCUCCAGCAAGAGCAGGCCGAGAGAGUGAACACUGAAAUAUUGUCCUUCCUUGACAAGUUUAGUAAGAAUUGAGUAAGCAGAUGAUCUGCUAGUGAGCUGGUUGUAGAUCUGCCAGUGCUACCUUUUGUGAACUGAAGAACGGAAAAGCUUACUCGAAUAAAUGUCAGAUCUGGAUACAGCCAUGUGUGUUGACCUGAAUGGAACGAAAGAGCGCGUAAAAUAUGUGAAGUGUUCUCCAGAUGAAAUACUGAAUAAAGCAAGGUUUU